CCCAUCCAUUUUUACUCAAAGAAGCACCUCACAUCAGCAGGAGCCAUUGUUUGUGACUGGGUGCUGCUGCUGCUGACAUGUUGGGACUGCCUUUGUUUUAUUUUGGAUUUUGACUCCACAAAGGAGCAAUCAAGACUUUUUGAUAUUUUACAGCGGCGUGAAGUUCUGCUUUCCAGCAGUUUGAAGUCUGACGUCCCAGAGGCCGGAUGUUUCAAAUCUUUGUAAAUCUCUAUCAAAAUAGCUCAGCCUUGUUGUUCAGUUUCUAACUCGGAAGCAGCUUUUUUGCCUAAAGCAGGCAAAACCCAGUUAAAAGAGGAGGACGAUUUUACGUUCCAUCAGUCUGCUACACCUGAUUCCAGCACCUGACUCCAGACAACAAUGUUUGCCAGCCGAGGUGGUACCGGAGGAGGUAAAGGGGGGAAAUAUUCAGUGGAAGACCUUUAUGGCAUCAGUAAAAAGCCCAAGGCUUCGUCCUCCUCAGGGAGCAUUGUGGCCAAAGCUGGGGCCUCACGGAGCAGCAAGACCCCUUCUGACCAGCAGAGCGAGUCGGAGGCCCUGGCCUCUCAGAUCCUGGAGGCGGCACACAGGCUGGUGGAGCGACGCCGGCUGGAGCUCUACCUGAGAGAGUGUGGCCUCUCGCUGGCCGAAUGUGAGGCUGAGCGCUCCGCAAUGCCAUACAAGUAAGGCGGCGGGAAGUGGGGGGGAAAAGGAUAGGACAGCAAAACUGUAAAGUUAAACAAAGAAUCGGAUUAUUUGGAGAGUAGGAUGGCUGGGACAAAAAAUUUAUCUUGAUGUUUUCAGUGCAGUUUUUGGGAGACAAAGAAAAACAUCAAGUAAAACAAAAAUAGAACUUGAUUCUAACAACAAAUACUUAAAACAAAUGCAGCGCAAAACCAUCUUCAAAGUAACACUGUGAUGCAUUCAUUUUUAAUGUGUGAUGUGCUGAUCUGCAUAUGAAAGAACUGUACAGCAAGUUAAUAUUGUUUUUAUAUGACGCCAACAUAUUCAUGUAGAAGUCCAUACAUAUACAUGCAAAUAAUAGAUUCACAGUGUCAGAGCAUCACUCUGGGGAUAAACCAUUGAAGUAUUAUAAUUCAUAUUUCACCCGUAUGUUUACAAAUGCAUGGUUAUUUCUGAGUAUUUGAAGACGAGGGUGAUUGAUGUACGUUGAGUAGGAAAAAAAUAACAUAUAUUUGCAGAUUUCUUUUUCUGCGCCUCAGAGUGAAUUAUCAAGCGUUUGUUAAGAUUUCAAAGCAGAGCAGUCUUGAAUACAUGCGUGUGGACUGUAGAAACAUCUGGUUGUUCAGCAUCACUUAUGUUAACGUCAGUCACGGUGACUUGCAUGGGACUCAUACAUCAAAUGUUGUGUAAUUCUUUUCCAAAGGCAGUCUGACAGGGUCACCAUCAGUUUGGGGUUAAUGAUGUGUGAAUUGACAGCAGGGGACAGGAGGUUGGUUGUUGCUGUGCUUCUGUCUCUCACUUUAAAGAGCUCAGUUUGUCUAUUUUGGGAUGAAAGGCUGCCAAGAAUCUAUUUUCACAGAAAAUGUCAGACUGAAACUACAAAGAUGACGCAAAGUGCAGCAUGAACCCAGAAGAUAUUCAGCAGAUUGUUGCAUGUUUCAUCACUGUAGAUCUGUGUGCAUUUAACAACAUUUGAAAACCUUACUCAUGCUUGAUAGCUUGAAAAAGGCAUGUUUGACCUUGCUGUUCAGGAAACUGCAUGUCAUGACACAACAUGGCGUGUUGUUUCAUACAGCACCCCUAAAAGAGAGAGAUGCACACAGACACUGAGACUCCAUUCAUGUUGCCUCUAGGUGGCAGCGUCAACCUGGAGUGAAGACUGGAAUCAAAACACGAAGCUCUGCAGUUUUAAGGAUUAUCAUUUGAAUGAAAGUGAUGCUUCCAAAAAUCAAGCUCCAUUUACUCUGAAAUCUUUCUGUACAGUUUGUGGCAGUCAAAGUAAAUGUGUCACACAGCAGAGGAUAGAGGUGCUGAACAGAUCCCUCCAUCUCUGACUCUUUCAAAGUCCUCCUCACACUUCAUGUUUGUAAUGUGUGCUGUCCGCGCACUCUUUAGUCAUGUUAUAAUUAAGCUUUGGUUAACCUUGAAAAUCAUGCGUCAGAUUCAUACUCCUUCUGGACUGAAACUGGUCAUCAACAGCUAACAAACCAUUGUCCACUGAACUCCUGCAUCCUGCAUACAAACAUGAAUCAACAUAAAUCUGGCCAUUCAAAAGAAAAUUAAAUAUAAAACAUGUUUACACAAAUUCUGAAUGUCCUCUGAAUUUUCAGAUGGACUAAGGUCACAGUAAUCCUACUGAAAGCCUUCAAUAACCAUCUGUCCUCUGAACCCUCCUGUUUGUGGUUUACUUAAUGCAAAACUGAAGCAUUUCAAGUAGAACCAAAACCACAAGAAAACCAAGAUGUCCAAGGGAAUAUUUUUCAAACCUACAGUUUCAGUGGAGAAAAUGCCUUCAGCUUUGCAAAACAUGCAUAUUUUAUGCAGAGAAACACCACAAACUUUGUUUUGUUUGUGCACCACAGCGAUGAAGUCAAAACCAGCUGUUGAGCUCAUGGCAGCAACCAUAAGAACACUGGUGUGUCUGUAUCGGGGAAGUAUUUAUUCACUUAACUGGACAAAAUCAAUGAAUCUCAUUUUUAACUAGAUUUGACGUGUUUUACUGUGCUUUUUCCAAAGCGUUCUUGCAGUUUUUAAAGCUUUUUUUUAUGAAAAUGCAGAAUGAGAUAAUGCCAUAGAGAUGAACCCCAAAAAUCAAUACCAGACAUUUUCCUUAUAAAUGAAAAAACACAAUCUAUGAGAUGGAAAGUACUGUUGCCUCACAUCAACAAGGUCUCUGGUUUAAACCCAACCCGGCUGGUGACCCUCUUUUAUGGAGAUUGCAUCUGGUUGAUAUUAACCUUGUGAUAGACUGAUGACCUGUCCACAGUGUACCUCACAUCUACUUAAAUGAGAUUGUAUGUAUGGAUGGUUGGAUGGAUGGAUGGAUGGAUGGAUGGAUGGAUGUAAGUAUGUAUGCGUCUAUGGAUGAAUGGAUGGAUGGCUGGAUGGUUGGAUGGUUAUAUGGUUGGAUGGAUGGAUGGAUGGAUGGAUGGAUGGAUGGAUGGAUGGAUGUAUGUAUGUAUGUAUGUAUGUAUGUAUGUAUGUAUGUAUGUAUGUAUGUAUGUAUGGAUGGAUGGAUGGAUGGUUGGAUGGAUGCAUGGAUGGAUGGAUGGAUGCAUGGAUGGAUGGAUGGAUGGAUGGAUAGAUAGAAGGAUGGAUGGAUGGAUGGUUGAAUGGAUGAAUGGAUGUAAGUAUGUAUGUGUGUAUGGAUGAAUGGAUGGAUGGCUGGAUGGUUAGAUGGUUGGAUGGAUGGAUCGAUGGUUGGAUGGAUGGAUGGAUGGAUGGUUGUAUGCAUGCAUGUAUGUAUGUAUCAAUGUAUGAAUGGAUAGAUGGAUGGAUGGAUGGAUGGAUAAAGAUGGACAUCAGAGAAGGCAAGCUCUCUUAGUGUCGAUCGAAUGACCUGUUAAAUAGUAGAAAAUCCUGCUCAAGUAAGUUUUUAAAGAUAUUUUCUCCUCAGUUUUGCUGCUAGGUUAAUUUCAUGCUCACUUUCUGUGGUAAAUGAAACAUUUCUAUCUUUAUUAGCUUUUUUUUAUAGAAUGGACACACUUUCUUAUAUGGAAAAUGCCUCUUUAAAGAGUUCUAUCUGGUUGUGAAACACUCUGAAGUUAAUACUAAUGUCAAUUAAUGAUCUAAAAGAGCAGAUAUUACUCUAAACAAGAAGAGUGACGUAGACUGUAUAACAUUUUUAUGAUGUUUAAAACAACUGGCUUGGUAGGUGUCAGACCAAGAUAUUGCUGCUGAUGAAGUCAGGUCUUGCAUAUCCAACUGCACUGUCACCCGAUGAGCGAUGCAUUUGAGGGUUAAAAAAAAGAAGGAUGAGGUUCUGUUUUGUCAAGAAACACUUAUUCCUCUUGCACAGAACAAAAUCAGAAACAACUGCUUUAUCCACAGCCAAACUGUCACAAACCAAAAGUUCCUCUCUGCAGCUUUGAAACAGUCGAGCUUUACACCCAAGCUCCGUUCGCGAGUCUGAAGGCAGAGUUGUAUAAAAUAUCUUCCAGUUCAAGAACAUCCCCAUUAUACAACCUGUUGUAUAAUCCAUCUUCAGAAGAAAGGUGGCGUUUACUGUAUCUUCUUUUUUCAUGACACCGCAGCUUUAUAAGCUGGCUUAUUUGCAGUAAAACAGAUAGAUGUGUGGCUUCUUUGGGUUACCUGUGAACAGAGACACCCCUCAGAGGAGUAGGUGGUGAUCAGAGUAAAUGCAGUCGCGAUACAAGCUGCCUGGUUGUUUGGACUGAAGGUGAAGGUGAAAGUUAAGCCUGUGUGGAUGAAGAUUGAGUCAUCAUGUAGAUUUGUCUGUGUUCACUUAAAUUGUGAAUUAGUUAGAAGUCUGGGAAACAGAUUAAAGUGAUUCCUGGAAAUCUUGUGGCUGUGUGGGUGCUCGAUGUGCCGUAAAAGGACAGGAAAUUAUCUUUUUUCCUUUUUCAAAUGUCACAGUAGGUGGUUACAUUAUCUGCCUCCCUUUAUGUCAGGAAAAUUCCCCAUCAAAACUUGCACUGAUUUUUUAUUUUUUUUCCUUUUCCAAAGAGUUGCUAGCUAAUCCCAUGUUACAAUCUGCUGUGCAAUCUGCUCCGGGAGGCAGGUUGCUUUAAAGCAAAACUCCUUCAGACACGUCUAUAGAGAAGAAAUUAACAAAGGUGAUGAAUGCAUUUGUGCAUUAUUUAAGAGGUGUUUUAGCACCUCUUCCUGCUGCGUUGUAGGGUGAAACUUUUUAAGAUUGACAGCCUCCUGUGAGGGUACGGCAGCAGAAUUCAAACUGUAAAUACAGCCUUGCAGGAACUAUUAUCAUUGGCCUCUAAAAUGACACAUCAGGUCCUUUUGAACAGGAUGUGAUGUGAUGCUUUGUGAUAUGAUAUGCCACGCUGUUGUCCCAUGUUAGGAUGUGAUCUGAUGUGACUUACAAAUGGAGUAUUUGCUUUGUGUUAUGAGCUGGUGAUGACUGUGAAGUGCAGUUUAGUUUCACAUUGCAACAUACUGUGGAUAGUAAUACAGACAAGGAGGAGCAACAUGACUGUAUCAAGCAUGAAAAAAAAACAUGGGUGUGGUGGAUUGGAUGAGGAGUCCUUGUCAUCUAAAGGAGAAAUAUACAGUGAAGUUAAAAGAGGAUGGAUGUGACAACAGACCUGUGAUAAAAGGGGAAAAAAUGGUAUAGACAAUGUGCUUUAAAUGUAAAAUCCUAGCAGUGUGUGUGUGUGUGUGUGUGUAAAAGCUCCAUACCAUGGUAUGACGAUGUGAUGAGAUGUGUGUACACUGGUGUGAUGAGAAAUGUAGAGAUCACACCAACAGAGAGAGAGAGAGAGAGAGAGAGAGAGAGAGAGAGAGAGAGAGCAUGUUGAAACCCCCACAUUGCAUUGCUUGUGUGUCCUGAACAUUUUUUGGAUCCUGUAGAGAAAAAAGAGGCGAAGAGAAAGAAAAAAACUCAAUAUGCAGAGAGAUGGAGGAGAGGCGGUUACCAGGGUUUGAACCGUCCGCUUCCUGCAGCUGAUUUUGGGGCCAGGAUGCCGGCAUUUUUUUCAAGUGGGUGCACCGUGAGAUUCAGAGGAAUAAGGGGAGAGCCGCGCAGCUGCUGCCGGUAUGUGUGAACCACUUGACGCGCUGAAUUCUCGCUGCUUUGCUCUUAAAUUUCCUGCUUUCCCUCUCUCAUCUUCUUCUUCUCUUGCAUCAAAUUGAUGCUGCGUGAGGCUGCUGGGCUACGAAAUGCAUCGACGGGGUUUGACUGUGUGAAUUCGCAUCAUCUCAAGUGUGUUUAUACCCCCCUUCGCCCAGGCAAUGAAGAAAUCGAGUCAUUCCUCCUGUUUUUGCGACACUGAAAAGAAAGAAAAUGGCUUUUUAUUUCGACGUUGGGUGCGAGGAUGCCUGUAGCUGUGAUUGUGUCAUUGCUGCGGCACACUCCGGAGCUCCUCGGCUCCAGGCAGACACCACCACCAACCUCCUCAGCUAAAGAGAAGACAGCGAGAUAUCAAGUGCUUUACCAGCCAACAUAAGCCAUACGAGCCCCGUGCAUGUAUGUGGGAGAGGGCCAGCAGUCUCCAGGGAGGAACCAUCUAUCUGUCAUUGCACUGGUGAGGUGUUUGGGGCUUCCCUAGAACUGCCACAUCCCCAAAAUUCCCCCUCUGAGGACUGCUGUGAGCAUUACAAGCUUCCUGAUGGUUUUUGGAGGGUAGCCCUGAUGCAUCUUGUGAGUGUGAAAACUCUACAAACCCUUUGCCAGGUUUGCAUCACCAGACAGGAGCCGGAGCAGACGGUAGCUCUGCGUGUGUCAUGUUAGAGAGUGGACUCAUGCCUGCUCCCUCCAACCAUCAGCCAAAAUCUUUGACCUGCCCUGUCUGAAACCUGUGUAUGAGCAGCACUGCUUGGUCACAGCAGCACCAACACUUGACAGACAAUCCUGCUUCAGUGGCUCCAAAAACUACAAGCCCCCCCACCCCAACCCACCCCACCCACCUUACAAAAUAAGAGACAGCGGAAAGCAGGGUCAGGAUGCAGGUGUCCUUUGCCUGUACUGAGCACAACCUCAAGAGUCGCAGUGAAGACCGGCUCUGUGGCCUUCGCACCGCUCCUCCUCCAGGGGGGAGCAGUGGGGGAGUAGGGGGAGGAGGUGGAGGUGGAGGAGGAGGAGGUGGUGGGAGUGGUGGAGGAGGUGGAGGCGGCGGAGGAGGAGGUGGCGGAGGAGGAGGGAGUGGAAGUGGACAGGGGAGUAAUGGCAACUACAUCUCCCAAGGCUCGGUCAAGACAAGGGAUGGGUCCGGGUCCCGGCAGGCCCCCCAGGGUCAUGCCCACAUGAAAGAGGCCAUUGGGAGGCACACCAGCAUGAAGUACAGGUGAGGCUGGAGGAGGAGCUGGAGCAGCGAGGGAAUGAGGGGUUGGCUUCAUUUCACAUUGAAAACUUCUGCAGUCUUACCUCCAGAUUAUCUCUCAGGUCUUGAUUAUCAUUGUGAGAACCAGAGGCUGACCUUUCACCUGAGAUGAGGCUGCAGGUGACGUGAUCAGCCAAUCACUUGCUAGGAUUUGUGUAAUUCUAUUUCUGAUUUUUGUUUUGAGUUUUAGAUGAGCUUGAAUGGUUACAAUCUUGUAGUGUGUAUUACAGCAGGGGUGUGUCCAGCAGAUGGCUUAGGGUGGCCUUGCCCCCCCCUCAUCACCUGAUUGCCCCACCUUGACAACUAGUUUCCAUUUAUGUGUGUGACUAGAGUCUGUAGAGCCAUAAACAAAGGGAUAUUACCACUAGUGACUAAUGCAAGGAGUCUUUUACUUUAUGGAUGAAUAGUAGCUUCACAAAAACAAGAUGUGUAGAAAUUAGAUAAGCUCUUUUAGAUCGUACAAACUACUUUUACAAUCUUCUUAAGCAAGUGGAAGAGGAAAUAUUUCGGUGGAUAUUUAGCAGCUUGUUUGCUAAGCUAGCAGAUUCGAGGGAGGAGUUUUUCAGGCACAUUGAUAUCGCAGACAUUCAUUAGAAUGAAUAAACUGCUGGUUGACUGGCCAACGUAACCAGAAACAAAGCAUUCAUUUUAGCAGUGGUGGGGUCUUUCCACUUUUUGAUACAAUAUCAGCCCCUGAUACCAUCUGAUUGCAUUAUAGGAUAUCAGGAAAGAGAGUAACGGCAAGCUAAUGCACCAUUUCAACAGUCCCUCCAAAACUCUAUCGUUUGGGGGUCAUUUUUUUAUUUGACAACAACUUAGAAAAGCUGUGUAGGGCUAAAACAGAGUAAAAUGUUAAAUGAGGCUUGUAAAAUCUCAGCUAUCAGUGUUUUCACACCAAUAUUAUUUAUAUUUUUAGGCAUAAAAAUGCAAAAACAGUAUAUGAGCAUCACGAGAUGCUACCUACCUAGUUUUGGACAGGGUUUUUCUUUAAAUCUACUUAUUGAGGUGCUUUAAUACAGGCUGCUCAUUACUUUUGAGGCACUUUCAUGCAGGCAGUUUUCUUUUUAUUAUAGUUCUGCAAGUGCAUGUCCCAUAAGCCGAGGUUAUGAUCUUCACAAGAGUGGACCAGGUUCGAUUACAGCCUGCAGCUCUUCUCCUGCAUGUCACUCCCCUCUCUCUUGUUUCCUGAUCUAUCCACCGACAUGUCCUCUCAGAUUAGAGACAAAGAGCCUGAAAAAUAUAUCUGGAGAGACUUUAGAUAAUCAACCAUGGAGGAUUUAUUUGUUGUCAUCCUGUUGUUUUCUUUUAAAUGAGAAAAGUACACGAACAGCAAUUGAAAACCAGCCUUAACGUUAAAGUAGGUAUGACUAUUGGAGACAGAAAUAGUGCUUAAGUGUUACCCAGACGUGUUCGUGCAUUGACAUAGACCAUGCCACCCCUGCAUGCCCCCCUACUCAAAACAGUCUAGACCCGCCCCUGCCCUGCAUACUGCCUACGUAUCCAUUAGCACAGAUGUAAAGCAGCUCGAUGAGUGCUCACACAGCAGCGAUUUUACUGACAUUAUAAAAUUCAUGACAUUUACUCUUAAAAACGCUUACACGGGCUGAUGUAAAACUGCUUAUAUAAUCCAUACCUAACAGCCAUAAUGUUAUCACAGAAUAACAGACCGUAUGCAUAUAGGAGUGUUGCCAAAGGCUUAUGUGUUUUAUGCAGAUUUCACCUUGGCCUUUUGCUCUUCACCGCAGAUUAAUAAAAAGCCUGUCUCCAGUAACAGCUUACCUAAAAUCACCCUGGGACACCCAGGCUUUUUUCUUGCAGGCUUUAAAAGCAUUUCAUGUUGAUAAUAUAGUGCUGCAGCAGAGUGUCCCAUACACAGAAACCAUCGUUCCACGCCAAGUCUGAGUCAUAAUGUGGGGAAUAUAAACACAGAGGGGAUAAAGAGCAAGAAAAGAAAGUCAUUUAUGCUUUAUUGUUAAGAUUUCAGUUCACCUUGAUGGAUUAGAGCUACAGCCUGCCUGGUGAGGAGGGUUGCUCCUGCAGCUUCCACUCACUGAGGACAGCUUGCAGCAGUGGAAAAUAAUGCACAGUUAUAUAAAUGUGAAAGCAAAAGCACGACACCAUCCAGAAUCUGUAGGACCAUAGCAUACCCCCUGUUUCCUUCAUUAGGACUGCAAAAUUCAAUAACUAUGGGAAGAGUUUAAUGACCUGUUUUCCUGGUAAUCAGGUUGAUUGAAUUGCAGCCAUUCUCCUCAGACAAUUUAGUUUUCAUUUAAUAGGAUGUUUAAAAAGGGACUAGGCCACAGGAUGAAACCUGGAUUCUGCCUUUACUUUUUUUUUCUCCCUCUAGAAUCAAACCCAGACUUGUGAUUGGCUCAAAUUACACUGGUUUGUCUGCUGUCUCUGGAAAAGUGCAGCUGAUAGGGAGUGUAGUCACACAAUAAGUCUAUACAGCAUAUGGCUAGCUCCAGUUGCCAGGGGCAACACCCCAGGCAUUGCCUUUGGUUUUUGUCAGUCUUAUUCCUAAUCAGCAGCACUGCUGUCGCUUAUCAGUCCUUUCGGCAACUGAGUCCACUCAAACCAGCACCAUCACCACCAUCACCAUUAUCACCAUACCACCCGGCCACAGAGCCUGUCAAUGGCCGCUCUGUGGUUGCACGUUCUCCAUUUACACUGCUGACACAUACAGCCUGUCAGGAAAAAGAAACAGGACAUAAAACAUAUCUGCAUGCUGAAUGACUGACUCUCAGGAUCCCUCCAGAGAGUAAACGCCAGAGAUCACUUCGAAUGACAUUAAUGGAGGCUGAAAGAAAAUUACAACAGGGCAGAAAUUUGGAGUAAAUUCGCUCUCAUGUGAAUUCCAAUAUCCAGAUGGCACCUAUCACUAACACUGUAUUUCCUCUGUUUGAGUGCAUGUUUUCUAAUUCCUCCUGGUAUCUAAUUAAACUGUGGAUCCAUCAUGUAGCAGCAGGUCACGGGUGAAUACACCUGCUGCAAUUAUUACUCCCAUGAGCCCCCUGCUGACAUUCUCCUGCCCAAACAUCCUCCCAGAUAAAUACUUAUCACCUUCUCCCCAGUCUUUGCUCAGAGUCUCUUCGCUUCUGUCUAAAUUUAUUUAAAGGAACAUAGUUAACAGUUUCACAGAGCAGUUACACAUGCUCUGACAUUUUAAUAUGUGUGUGUGUGUGUGUGUUUGUAGUCUUUAAGAGAAGAAAGCUGACCAGUAUGUGACCUCUUUCAAACACCAAUGAAAAGGCUUUUGUCUGUAUUUACAGCUGUAUGUCUGUUGUGACAAAACACUGAAUGAGAAUUAAUGACACUGUUUGUAGGAUUAGGGUUUUUUGUGGAGUAAUGCCAUUACUAUAAAUAUGAAAUGGUUUCAGUAACUGUCUAGAAAAAAAUAGAGGAGCAUACAGCAUUCCAGUAAUUAAAGAUUUUUAGGCGUAUCAGUCAACCACAAAAUCUCUGUUUCGUUUUCUAAUCUCACAAUUUGUAUUGAUUUAACCAUCUGGUUAUUUGAAACUUUGUGAAUGUAGAAACAAAAGAGUUUUUUUUUUAGCAGACCUGCGAAGAGGUGAGCCUAAAAAGUCACUCAGGCAAAGUCUGUAACUCAGCAAAUUGGCCGUUCCCAUAGUAACCAGGUCUUCUCUUUUCUUACCAACAGCCACCUAGUAAGCAGGUCAGGUGUAUUUCCAGCACAGAUCUAUCAGCCACUAUUGGACAUUUCUAGAUUCUUAUAAUCUUAUGGCCGUAAGUGGUUUUGGGUCAAAUACGGUCAGCAGGAUGAAACUAAUCAAUACAAAGAGCUGAGCUGAGCAAUAUUUAAGUUUUAAACUCUGUAACAGCUUCCUAGUUGGGUGGAGGUCAGGGGUGACAGCACAUACUUGCUAAUUUCCAAAUAUAUUUCUGGUGAUACAAAAAUUGGCUUUUUUGCAGGGAGUCACAUGAGAGUGUUGUACGCUGAUAACUGCUGCCAUAUUUGUAUGCUCUCUUCAAGUUCAUCAAGAGUUUAAAGCUAGCUUAGCUUAGCAUACUUAAGGUCCUUACACAACGGGGCUGACGCGAAUAUAGAACGCGAAAUUACGAAAAAUUCAGAGGCGAAUUUUGACGCGCCUGACUAUACACAUCAAGCCUGAUGCAAUUUUGCGAUUUUCCGGGGGGAAAAAGAUGCAUCCCGGGUGGAAGCGUGAAGACUGACACAACAGCAGACUGACUGUUUUCAGUUCUGAUUAUACACUAGUGUUGAGAUGGCUGUCUGUCAUGAUAGCAUGUACUGAGUCGGGGCCAGUACCAGAUAAGCACAUUAAACUAUAAUCCAUAAACAUAAGGUAACAACAGAGACCUAAUAGUGCUGUGACAGCAACACAAUUGAGUUUGAAACAGUAAAAAUACAUAUGGUAUGUUGUAUCUGAACAGGUUAGCUUACGAGCCAAAGUUACUUAGCACAGAUGAAAGUUAAAACAAAGACGUUUAGCAAACUGUUGAAGCACAUAAACCAUCGUCAUAUAAGAAAUCAGACGCUAUGACUCUCCACAAAUUGUCCUUCACGUCGUUGUCUUUGUAAUAUUUGUGUCUUUUAUCAAAAAGCACUCUGUUCUCCGACACGUAAACGAUUAGCCGGUCGGCCAUGUUGGAUAUACCGGUGAAUCAGAUGUCACAACAACACGAAAUGCGAAACUUUAGAAAAAUCGACCAUGAUCCUAAAAAAUAAAUGCUGCAAUAUUGCAGGACGAGAAAACGUCGCUGAUGUGAACACUUGUAUUGACAGGAUAUGGGUUCGAAAAAAAAUGUUGACGUCCAAAUCGCACGCAAAAAACGGUCCCGGUGUGUACCGAACAUGACCAAGAAAUUGUCCAGCAUUCAACCUGCUUAAACCACGUUGUGUGUUUUUAAAGGACUAUACAAAUAAGGUACAAAGGCAGUUUUUAUUACUGAUAGAACCAGCCUCAGUGUUUUCCUUUAAGUCAACAGGCUGUUCUUGGUUUCUUCAUUUCUAAUGGACAGACAUGAGAGAGGUAUUCAACAUCCUCUUACAGCUCUGUGGCCUCGGGUACAGCGGGUCUCUUUCAUUCUUGCUUUAAAGGAAACAAACUUAAAAUUCCUGCAACUGAGAUAAACUUGCAACACAAACAAACCAAAGUCUGUUAAUACUGGACACUGAUUCUUUUUAGCUAAAUUAUCUUUAAGUUCUUUUUAGUUUAUUUACGUUUUGUGAUCCUAUAUCACAGUCUCUUCCCUGCAGUAAGCUAAAUCCCAUGGUCCAAAUCAGAGUAUGGAACUUUUUGAGUCUUGUUUGCUACAGAAAGACCUGGAAAAAGAGUUCAACAUGGGUAUAGAGCAAUUAUCUCAACAAACUACCAUUUUCCGGGCUAUGUAUGACCUCUUAUCACAGCCAAUAUUUAAGACUCAAAAGCCAAUGUUAUCUGAACUGGACAGAACCAAAGCUAGUUGACCUUACUGGUCUUACAGCUGCCCAAUCAUCAGCUAGCUAAAAAAGAUUUGCAACUGUUAGUAAGUCUGACACCUCAGUAAAUUUUUUUAUUCAAAUGGGCUUUUUCAAUAGGAACAGACCAAUAAGAGGAGAUAAACAUGAGGAAUCUAGCAUAAGGAUGCUAGGCCAGGUGGCUAAUUUACACAUUAUGAAAGAAGGACACAAUGUUUGGAAUGACUUGAUUGAGUUGUAAAUACUUAAAAAUGCUUUCAAGUAUACUUUAAGCCCCUCCUAGAAACUUGUCGUUGUCUUUUAGCUGAGCAGAUAUUUUCCUGUGAAUGACCAAGUUGUGUUUUUUUAACAUUAAUUUUCAAAUUUCUGUUUUAGCUGUUAAUUGUAAAAACUCACUGUGGGAAAAGACUGUUUCUUUGGCAUUGUGUGAAUCGUCCUGUCUGACCCCUACGCCCUUGAAAUAGUUACAGGAUUUAAAACAGGAAUACUAUUUCUUAAUGCUGGUAGUCUGGUUUGUUUUUGAGGAUUAAAAAGUGGCAUUGAUUUAAGCAGCAAAAAAAAUCCUUACAGGAGCUUUAACGUGAUUGAGUCAUAGUGGUUUCCAUAGCGACGGCCAUCUUGGUAAAUUUUUAACCACAACAACAACACUUAAAUUCAUCCCCAUUAUACUGUUUGUUGUGGUUGGCUGGACCAGCAUCAGCACGGAUGAAAAUCUGUAUGAACUGGAGGGGGACCAGAGGCAUCUGCCAAAUCAAAUUAAACCUGAAGUGCUGAUUCAUCUGGUUCUCAGGCUAUGACACAAAAACUAAAAAAAAAGUUACAUCUGAGCAACAUAAAUGUGUAAAAAUAGACAGUUAGACUAAGUCGGAGAUAGAAGUGACCAGCAGGAGUCGAUUCAACAGAAAGCUUAAUGCGGUGUUAGUAAUAACAGUUAAUAUUAAUUCUCAUGUCAAGCUGGAGCACAAGGCUUUCAUGUAUUUGCAUUUGUAUGAGGGUUUGAAGUGUCCUGACAUUCAGCUGCGCAGAGAUGUGCCGUCCUCAAAUAGAGCGCACUUGAACAGGGAGAUUUCAAAGACUGAACUCUCGACAGAUGAUGGAGUAAUGAUCAAGUUAUUUGUACCCGUGAACCUUGACAAGAUGUAGAUAAUGUUCAUAUGGGUUAUUUAUUGAUGUGAGGCAGUGGCUAAGACCCAGACUAAAUACCCUCAUAGUUACAGUUAGUUUUUUGUCUGACAACUUUACAGCCUUCAUUUUUUAAUUUGAUCCCCCUCAGUUCAAAUAAUGUUCUUUUAGAGUUACUUCUAAUUAGCUGUGGAAAAAUGAGCAACCACGCUAUUCCCACAUUUACAAAACCCUAUGGACAGCAUGUGUAUUUAAUUCAUAAUGAAUUCCAAACAGUGAUAAAAUAUGGACUUCACAGAGUGGACUCAUCAUGAAUAAUAAUUAUGUGAUAAUUGAGUAACUUGGACUCAUAUAGUUAUCCAGAUUUAUAAUUAGAAACAAAUGGUUUGUGAAGCAGUGAGGAGGAGGAGGAGGAGGAGGAGGAACAACCUUGACUCUCGGCUCUUCUCUCUCCGGGUUUUCAAGUUUCCGGAUGACUGAACAAAUCAGUGACAUCACUUUGAGGUACGGCAACAAGUUUAAAGCGGAGUCACGCUGCAUUUUAGCUUGCUUGAUUUCAGUCUGCCUCCAAGCAACAAUAUAUCUAAUCUAUGUUCUGCCGUUUGCUAAUAAACUGCAAAACCUCGACUUCUUGUUUCAUAUCCCGCUCACUAUUAUAUGAACUGGUCGUAGUGAUAAUACAUCAUUGAGUAGCACAAUCCUCCAAAAAUGUAUGCACCUGCAUGUAGAAGACCGUUAAAUAGAUCUUCAGACUCGUACACUGAGCAGACCACUUCAUCUUCCCUGAAUGUGAAGAGACUGUAGGGUCAGUGUUAUUUAAUCAGUCUUACAUUAGUCAAUAUGUGUCUGUGGAUGGAAUCAGCGGCCGCUUUAAUGAGCGGGCUUGUCCUGGACCCUGAGCAUCAUAAUCAAGGCCAGACGAUCCACGUCACGUCCUCUGAACGGGCCGUCUAGUCAAAGUCAAAGUCAAAGUCUGAUAUUCUCUUCAGGCAGACACACAGUCAUCACUUCAUGGCCUUACGUAAGAGCAGAGACACAGACUAAUGAGAGAGAGAGAGUCAGCAUGUGGUCCUGGAGAAAGUUUGAGAAAAUACAGGGCAUCUGAUCGUAAUUGUAGAUCUCUCAUUUUCAUAAAUAUGUGAAAUCUGUACAUUUGGAAUUCAAGAUUGUUUUGGUUGUUAAAAUGCAGUUCUUGAAAUGCAAGUAGGUAGUAUCAACCAGCCUUUGAUUACUUCAGUUUUUACUACAACUUUAGCGAAUAUAUUGCAAUGACAAAGUGCCUUUAAAAAGGUCUAAAUUCUCCUUUAUAGCUCGAUUGAAACAUUAUAAAAUCUUCUGAGCUGUUAAUGACGCAGACCAGGACACUGACAUAUUACAUUUCUCUUCAUUCCAAUCUGAACACAGAUAAAACAGAUCUGCAGGCAGCGGCACUGCGGUGACCUUUUCAAACACUUUAGCUUCCUCUGGACAUAAGAUGAGAUACUUUUCUGUUGUUUCAUUCUCAAGUCACUUUUUACUCCCAGUUUAUCUUCAGUGCGUAAUCAUUAAAUGCUCACAAAUAUCCACAUAUCCAGUCACAAGAGCUGCAAUUUUUAUGUAAGCUGGUGUAAUCUUCCAGCCGCUGGAAGAUGCCGCUUCUCUGUAUGCACUUUGAGUUAAUGGGAGAGUCACAACGGCUAAUAAAGUGUUUACAGUGGAUAUGCAACAUUAGACCAGAUCAACACAGAGCUUGUGUCUCUCUCUGAGAAUAAGAGAGUCUGUCUUUGUGGAGUUUUCCUUUGUUUCUCCCACUCAUAGUCUAUGUAUUUUAUAAUUAGAACAGACCUACUUUUCUAACCAUUUGAAAAUCAUCACAUUACUGGAAAAGUCUUUGCUUUAGCCUAAUUUAUUAAUAAUAGCAGAAGUAAGAAUUAGAGCACUGUGACAUUUCCUUUGGCUUGAGUGAUCAUUUUAAUUAUUUUAUGGUAGAAAGUUUUGCUUUGUAUUCAUUGUGGUAUGUUUGGUAUUCUCUGCUCAAGGAGCUGGCCUUUUCAAAAGAAGCUUUACUCAGGCACUCAUUCCCGUACAACAGACUGAAAUUACCAACAAUGCCUCUUCAUGACCUUCAAAAUAAAACAAGACAAUCAGCAGAAAGAUUGACAUUUUCUCUAUUGUUACUUUUAAAGCUGCCGCAAGGGGUAUUAGAUAAGACGAUUCAUGGCAUGGUGGGGAGAAAGUUAACGUUUACACAGUGGAUUGAUUGUAUAAAACCACCACAAAGAGAGAGUUCCUCUUAUGAGCUUUAAGCAGUGUUGCCAACCUAAUGACUUUGUUGCUAGAUUUGGCGACUUUCAGUCCUCCCCCCGGUGACUUAUUUUAAAAAACGCGUCUAGUGACAAAUCCAGCGACUUUUUCUGGAGUUUGAAAGCAGGUAUCAAUGUUACUCUUCUCAACAGGUAGCAAAAACAUGCAUACAGACACCCCGACGAAGACUCCUCCUCGGUAGGCUAGGGGGCGAGUUGACAAACAAUUUUGCAAAUUAGGCGAUGGCGUCAUCUAGUGAUUUUUAGGGACUUCUACGACAGCCACUAGUGACUUUCCUUGCUGAGGAGUUGGCAACAUUGACUUUAAGCAUUAUAACAGAGAUCACAUGCUGCAUUCGCGUUACCUCGGAAGUCAGAAGUCCGAGCUGGCAAUGACGUCACACCUGAGUUACCAGCGUUUCAGUUACCGAGUCGGAAGAAAGCAGAAUCGGAGCUGGAAACAAGAUGGCUACAUCUUCGAAAGUUAUUUUAGCGCUUCCCUUGUCCUUGCUUGUAUUCGGACAAGGCAAGUACUUCAGUAACUUUCGUAGAUGUGGCCAUCUUGUUCCUGCCUCCGAUUUUGCUUUUUUCCGACUUGGUAACUGAAACGCUGGUAACUCAAUUGUGACAUCAUUCCCAUCUUGGACAUCUGACUUCCAAGGAAACUUGAACGCAGCAACAGUAUGGCGCUGCAAUGUCACGAGAUCACUUUCAAAUCAUUUUUGAGAAAAUUCAUAUAUUUUUAAAUAAAGCCUCAAAACAUGGUAAUUUCUUCAGUGGAACUACUAAAGAAAUAUUCUGUUAAAAAAAGAAAGGCUGUAACAAUGUCUAUAGAUUAUCCAAAAAAGGACAUCAUGUAUAACAAAGAGCGUUGUUACCAACUGACAUGCUGUCCAUGUUUGGAUCACCAGAAAUAAAGAUUAAACCAUUGCCCAGGAGUAAAUGCAACAACUUCUACAUUAGCUGAGAAACUGUAAUAUGAGUGAUCCCUCUCAGACAUGAGAGUGUACACAGCGUUAUUAAAAAAGAACAGACAGUCAACCAUCUUCCCACAGUCUGUGCUCAGGAGCUGCCCGUAUAAGCGUGCACACACACACACUCACACACUCACACAGGCACACAGACACUGAUGUGAGCGUUAUUAAUAUAGGUGUGCCUCUCUCUUGAGAACAGCCUGCUCAGCAUGUGUGUGGCAUUUUAUGACAACUGCAGGAAGAAAAAAAAAUCUUCAUCAUUUGCACUUCACCAUCUGUACAGAGUGUCUCCCUCCUGUCUCCGGUGAGAACUAACUGUAGAUGUCAGCACAGGUUAAAAUGCUGACUACACCAUGACAGAGCACCUGUGUUGCCCCCUCUCUCUCGCUCUCCUCCGUUAAUAACACCUGGAGCAGCCAGGUCGCUGUAAUCACCUUGUUUGGAGUUUGUGAUUUAUGUGUAGGAGAAAAUAGAGAAGAAAACACAGAGAGGCCUAUUUAUGAAAGAUCUACAGAGAGAGAGCAUCUGUGUUUCUGUGUGCUUCUGUGUGCCUGGCUCAUGAGUGCAUUCAUGCAUGAGUGUAUGCAGAUCUGUGCCUGUGUCGGAGUGAAAUUCACAUCAAGCGUGAACAUUCACGUGAUAGCAUAGAGGGGCCCUUGCUGAUGCUUGCACAGCUUAGACUGUUGGUUUUCUUACAUCAUCUCUGAAAUCAGCGUAAAGAAAUACAGGCUGAGUGGAUGCUUACAUGCAUGUGUGAGUGCAAGUGUUGUGAGAGUUGUGUGUGUGUGAGUGUGUUUGUGUGUAGGAGAUACUGUCGUGAAAGCAAUAGUGAGAGGAAAAGAGCGAGCAUGUGUCUCUCCAGACUCACUGAUAGUAAUUUAGCAGACUGCAGCACUGCAGAGAGCGCUGGAGUUGAGAGCAGGGAGGGGGCGGCCAGUUGUCACACACACAAACAAUACAAUCCUUCUUUGGCUGGAUAUCCACACACACACGCACACACAAAACAAAUUGUUUUUAUGUUGCACAUCAAUCAAUACUUUCAACCACUGAUGCUCGCUGGUCUCUCAUUUGCUCCUGUAAUGACAUGCUGAUACUCACGUUAACUAAACAUGUCAGUCUGUCAGCCUUCUGCUCUUAUAUUUCAUCUUUAAAAGCACAUUAUACACUCGCACACAGAAGCUACAGAAAGAGUGUGAAUUUGUGUUGUGUAUGCUGCUGGAUGCUUGACAUUCUCCUCCUAGUGACUCAUGUUUAGAUGUCACGCAUUACCUCUUUAUUUUUCUUCACGGUCCAGUUUCAAAGGGGAGUGUGUGUCCUCUUGUGUGGCUGAAGUGGCAAAUGUUGCCGGAUUGAGGAUUUAUCAAAGUCAUUAAUUCACAUUUAAAGCAAACUAGUGCAAGAUAGCUUUAGGCUCUAUGAUUAUCUGUUGUUACAGAGUGAUAAAACAACAUAAAAUUAAAUUAAUUCAACUAAAAAAACUCCCCUGAACGAUCUGAUAAUAAUAUUGUAUCAACCAAAAUAUUGUGCAUGAUAGAAAUUCACAUUUCAGGUGCAAGAAUGUCAACCUCUGAGUUGACAGUCUUGUUUUUUGGUGUCGUCUAAAUGAACUGCUUUGAUUAGCGGAGAAUAUGUUCAUGGAGGCUGCUAUUGGUCCAACCUUGUCAAACGUUGCUAGGGAAAAAAAUAUUAGUUUCAGCUCACUCUGAGUGAAGUUGAGGCAACAAAAGCAUGAUAUGACAGCUGUCACAAAUGAAAUCCAAAGGAGCAAAACAAAUGUAAAUAAAAAGGCUGAGAGAAAAAAACCGUCUCUGAAGAGUAUUCUCUCUCAAGUGCAUCAUUCCCAUUUACUCCCAGAGUUCAAAGCGAUUGUAAAAGCAGGCCGAGCUGUGAUUGGUCGACAAACGCUGAACAACAUUUAGCCAGAUAACCAUACAAGGAAUCAGCAACAUCAAACCCCAGACUCUCUCUGUGUGUGUAGCAUUCCUGACCCUCCACCUGUGUGCUAUUUUGACGGAGUUAAAAGAAAUGACACAAACAAUAUGCGCCUCACUCCCACAUGCGGCGCACACAUGAACACACGCACAAAACGCUCAUACACAGUGGGACACAAACGCUUACAUAUGCAGGAAUCUAAAAAUAGCUCAGGUCAGGCAUUAAAAAUAGACUGGGGAAAAUAAAAGCAGGACUCGUUGGACUGAGUCGAAAUGCUCUGACAGUCUGUCUCUCUGCAUUUGGCUAUUUGUGGCGGACGCAGGCAGACAGGCAGGCAGAGAGAGAGGGAGAGGAGAGGAGAGGAGAUGAAAAGACAGUGAGCGAGUUGCACUGCAGCUCCCCUACUCCUCUCCAGCUGGCUCCCCAGCUAAUUAGAAUGGAGGGAGGGGGGCACACAUAGUGGAGGAGGAGGAGGAGUGCAAGAAUGAAACCCACGUUAUUUUCAGCCAUACAUGCUCCCGUGGUCAGAAACGCAGCCCCCUGUCUUUCCCAGCUCGCCUGUCAAACAUUCAGCUGGGUGGAUAAUCAGAUGUUGCAUGUUGGGUAAUGGACUCCUCUUAAGCUUAUGGACCAUUUUGGCUGUUUUAGCACACAGACCAAAAAGGUCUCUGUUUGAGCUGAGCUUUGUUCCCUCCAGCUGUUUCACUGACCCACUGUAACACACUGAACUGUUAACAUAGGAAGGAGAAAAGGUUGAUUGGUCAGAAAUAAUUAGCGCAGGCAGUCGUUUAACCAGAGGCGAGUAAGACAUUCAUGCAGCAGCAGUUGUAGAGGAAGUAUUUACAUCGUGGAGUAAUAUGGGGGCGAGUUACUUUCACAUUUAGUGAUUUUUAUCAUGUGUUAUAUCUCAGUUUUAUGUUCAGCAUUUUAUUGCUGUUACAUCUACCCUUUAUAACACUUCAUUUGUUUUUGUGUGCAUAUUAAUGGUCCAUUUCAGAAUCCAGAUUUUUCCUUUGGUAUCCAGUAUUGUUUAGUUUCAGUGGGAUGCUGCACAAAAACAUCACCAAACAGGUCAAAGAAGCAGAACAAUUAAGUUAAAGUUAGGGCCAUAGACUGUAUAGAGAAUAGACGCCAUCUGCCUCCUCGCCCGGUGAAGCCACUCAGAGAACAGCACCCUCUGGUGACGGGCUGCAGUAUAGGUCAUAAAUCCCGCGUCCUCCACCAAAGCUUAUUGAGCUGUGGACAAACUUUAGAAAUGUAUUACACAGGACAUACAUUUUUCUCCCCCCUGCUUGCGAUGUGGACAUGUAGUUACAGUAAGGCUGGUUUGCACUCAAGUCCUCUUUUUUUCUGUACAGCUCUGUUAUUAAAAGUUAUUAGGGGGUUCAUGUUUUCUAUGAUUGACAUUUGAUACAGCCUAUGGGCGUACGAAGAUUGCGUAGCUCACCCGGGGUAUACUUUGUUUGAGCCGAGCGUCAUCAGAGCGACUCUCGGCGACUCUUCCGCCGAAUGCAUACAAUGUGACCGCACAAUGUUGGUUUCAGGAAAUGAAGAAAAAUCACAGAAAUACCGAGAGCUUUUCAGCUUCAAAUCCGUAUUCUAGUGGAAGGUGGAACAAAGUUUACCAUAGUAUAUACAGUCUAUGUUUGAGGCUGCGAAUGCUUACUUCUGUAAUUCUGACAAAUGGCUGAAUUUGAAUGGACACUUACAAUUAAUCACAUUUUUAACUUGUUUAAAAUCUCAUUAUUCUUCAAAUCUGUUCUAACAAUGUGAAGCAAUAACUGGAAGUCUCCCACAUGUUGACUGGCCUGUAGUCAACAGCCACCCAUCUAUCAAGUGCCAUAGUUCAGUUUUUUAAAUUUAUUUUUCUUGGUGAUUCAGACACAGUUUUGUGAUGUGGCUGCCCGCUGCCCUCAGUCUGACCAGCUGCUCCUGUGAGCUUACACUGUUGGAGGUGACCUAAACUCAAAGUACUCUUUACAAGGUGCAUUUGACUUGUCAACCAAGCUGUCAGGGCGAUUUUCAAAGUAAAGUGGGCCAUUGAAAAGCACAGUGGUGUCAUUAUUUUCCACUACCGUGGCAGCAGGAAGAUUCUCCUGCAGCUGAACGACGGUGUGCCUCAAGGAACCACGAAAUAAAAACAAUCACACCUUAAUUUCAGACGCUAAUCAUGUUAUGAUAAAUGAGUUAAUGUUGACAGCCCUAGUUGAAAUACUUGAUGGUGAAAUGGUACUGAAGCAUUUUCAAAAGCUAAUAAGAGAAAGGUGUUAAAGCAGGUGUAGUAAACGGUAACUACUUCAUUAGACAGUGGAUAUUCACUGACCAGCCAUAACAUUAGGAACACUUGGGAAAUCUACUCAAUCCAAUACAACAGCUCUACCAUUAAUUCAACGUUAAGGAAGCUCCAGGUUUUUGUUGAUGUGAUCAGACAGGUGAUUAUUCUGCUUUUAUUUAUUACUGAAGAUGCAGUGGGUGGUGGUGGUGGUGGUGCACUGGAGUGUGUUACAAUCAAAGGUGUUUCAUAUAUUUUGCCUACUCCAUUAAAAAACAUGAGAGGAACAAAAUAGUAGAAACACCUAUAAUUUAAUGGACUCCAGCGCACCAACAACACCUGCUACAGCUUCAACAAUCGGUAUAAAAAAACAAUCAUCACCUGGCUGACUAUUUUAAAAAUGUGGGAUAAACAAUAAUGGACACACAUAUAAAACAACAAUGUAUUUUGCUUUACAGUCUGCAGACUUCUCUCAAACAAAGCCUAUCUCUUUGUUGUAGAAAGCAUCCAUAAGAAGAAAGAACUCAAAUGUCCUCCCUUGUUGUUCUUUUCUGUGUCAGGUUUGUCUUCUACACUGAAUUUACUGGAAGGCUGCACUGACGCAGCUAUCACAACCCUGCUACAAAGCUAAGAGUUAUGGUUGGCUGUGGAAAUGCAACCAAAAUUAAUGUUUACAGCACAAAACCAUACAAAACGGUACUGAAUCAAACCAGACUUUAUCUAGUACCCAGCUUUAAUACAUGUGAGGUGGUGUUAAGAGACGAGUGUCUGCAUCUUAAAGCUCCUGUGAGGAGUUUUGACAUUGAAGAAGUGGACGGAAAUUCUUUAUUUAUUCCUUUCAUGGUACCCAAAAGCAAAUAAGACUAUCAGUGACAAGACUGAUCAUUUGUAUACCUUAGUUUUUUAUGAUUGAAAACAGGGCAAGGGGGGUAGGUGUCAGAUGAGAAGCUGAAGAAACAGUCAUCUCUAAAGUCAGCAGAAUUUGAUUGAUUUUGUCGAAAGACAAAACUUGAGUAUGUAAUGGACAAAAGAGAUAAGACUGCUCUGUGCGCAGGGGAGCCAAAAUUUACACAAAGGGAAAGCUUAAAUAUAGUGGUGUAAAAGGAUAAAUGACUGAAGCACAGGCAACAAAGUCUCCUGAUUUUGUAGGAUUUUAUUCCUUUGCCGGUUCCACUCACACUUUAACAUACUCUAUACUGUUCUCGUAUCUUAAAUAUCCCCUUAUCAUACUGCUUGAGUCCAUUAUUUAUACUGAUAAUGAUUAUACUGCUCUGUCCUCUCUCUCAUCCCCACAGGAACCUGGGGAAAUCGGGCCUUCGUGUUUCCUGCCUUGGGCUAGGUGAGUUGGUUUGAGGACAGGAAAUAUUAAUCACUGUUUGAGCCUGUCAAAAUAAAACAAACCUCUCUGUCUCUACACCCAUUCAGGCACCUGGGUGACAUUUGGAUCACAGAUCACCGAUGAGGUAAGUCUAUUUUUUGUUCAGUUUGUAGGAUUAUUCUUUUUUUUAGUUGAAAACACUGCACUGUGAGCAGAAAUCUCUCUGCUUUGAAUUAUAUAUAUGUUUGAAAACCCCAGAGUUUAUACUUGGAAACUAUACUCUCUGUAUUAUCCCUCAGUAUAAUGCCCUUCAAGGCUGACCUCCAGGUAAUUGGAAGUUAUCCACUGCCUGCCUCUCUCAGUCCUCCUUUGUCUUCCCACAGAUGGCAGAGAACCUGAUGGCCAUCGCAUAUGAGAACGGAGUGAAUCUGUUUGACACGGCAGAGGUGUACGCUUCUGGGAGGUCAGAUUCAAAUUUUGACUUCUGUUUAACUUGUUGAAGGUUUUUCCAUCUGUACCUAAAGAUUUGCAUCAAAUCUUCUGAUACAGUCUCACAAACCCUGUGUGAUUUAAUGUUGCUUUUCAGAGACCUGGAGUUAGCAUAAACCUGUGACAAUAAAUAUAUGUGUUUCUCCACAGAGCUGAGCUCACUCUGGGAAACAUUAUCAAGAAAAAAGGAUGGAGGUAAUAUUAAGCAUUUCCUCAAACAGACUCAGGUGCAAUUAAAAAGCUUUGUUGCUCCUUUAAAUCUUUAAAUAAUCUUGAAAGUUUGAUAAAUGCUAAUAACUCCUUGCUUUUCUUCUGUUAUUGUUACUGUUGGAAAAGGCACACUAUUGCAUAUCUCAGGGGAAAUCCAUACUUUUUAGAUAAAUGGGGAGGCUUUAGCCUCAGAAAGACUAUAAAAGGAUAAAAAUGAUACCAUAUGAAAAUAAAGUCCCAGUUCAGAAAACAUUGGGGAAAUCACUGAGAUAUUUUUGAUCUGGAGAAAAAUAAAGGGAUAAUUUAUGAUUAAAAUAAUACAAGAUUGGUCCUAGGGCUGUUUAAAUGUGCCACAACUUGCAAGCAGGAAGAAAAAUCUGCUGUUUGGAUCACGUUUACCUUAAAACCUCAGCAAAUGAAAAGAAUUACUCAUACUUAACAGUUCUACUAAGUGCAUUAUCUUGUGUCCUUGCCAGGCGUUCAAGUUUUGUCAUCACAACAAAGAUCUACUGGGGAGGACAGUAAGUACAACUCUCAAAGACUUUUAUUUAGCAUUUAUCAUUUGAAUGGAACAUAAAAUGUGUAUUUUCACCGCUUUACAGAGCAGAAACGGAGCGAGGACUCUCCAGAAAGCACAUCAUUGAAGGUAGUUUUAUCUCUUUUUCUGUGUGCAGUUAAGUACCUCUGAUUCAUUUAUAAACCCUCAUUACUUGAUAAGAGGAUUCAAGGUUAUUUCAAGACCAAGACACUUAAGUUUAUUUUAUCAGUACAUGUAAUCCUACAGCUCAAAAUAAUCAGACAGUGAAAUGUUCGGGGAAAUUCUUCCCCCAACUUGUACGAUAAGACAGCCUCGUCUGGAGUCCUUCUGGUAAAAACUCACAGCCUACAGAACAGUACACCAUCAGCGCAGAGCUUUUGGAUUACUUUUGGACAUGUGUUAAUAACUGACAUAUUGUCAAUGAAACUGAUACAAGAUAGUGACAUUGUUGGCACUAUUUGAUGCAUCACAAAGGCCAUUUUGUGAGUUUUAAUAAUCACUUACUCAUGCUAGUUUGAAGUAAACAUAUAUGUACCACCCUGAAUCCAUAAGAGUUGGGACAAUGUUGAUAAAAGCAGAAUUUGAAGGUUUGGAAGUGCAAAUACUCCAUUUUAAAGUAUUGUAACAGAAAAAUGUGUUUUCAAUGAGGAUGCGUAUGUCUGCUUUAGAUUUGAGACCAACAAAAUGUUUCAAACCAGCUGGGAUAGUGACAAAAAACACUAAAAAUGUGAAACACAAAAAAAAACACCCAGUGGGACAUCCCCUUAGUAAGAGCGUUACUCUGCUACAGGUAAGCAACUUGACUGGGUAUGAAAAAGGCGCUAGAGUUAAAACAGGUUUGUUACUCUGAGAGACCAAGUGAGGAAACAGUUUUGCAAUUUUAAAAUUACUUUUUUUUGCUUUGAUGAACUUUUUCUGUUGGUUAUGCAACUUCUUGUGCUUUCAGAGUCAGCCUCAAGUGGUCACUCAAGGAACUGCAGUUUUUAGUAUUGCCCCCCCCAGAGGUUAUAUUAACUUAAAUUUAAAACACACACUUUAUUUUUCAUAAAACUACAUUUUUCAGUUGUUCUCUGCACUAUCAUUCUGUUUUUAUCUACAUUUGACAGCGUUGUCUUCUAUGGAAUUGGGGCUGUAUGUGCGUUGGUUUUCUUGGGUUACAUAACUUUCACACACGUCAGCUUGUUAAAAGAAGUCAACAGUGACUACUUAAAUCUUCAAACCUCAACAGCUUUCAGAAAUCAACAGGAGUCCCUUUAAGGUUAUUUUUGACACUAAUGGCUGAUGACCCAGCCCCUUAAACAGACACUUAGUUGUGAUGAAUGUUUUGCCCUUUCUCUAAUUUGCAUUUAAUGCCCGCCAGCUAAUGUCAGCAUGUUCACACACUAAACAUGGUGAAUUAAACAGUGGACUACUGUUAGCAUGCUGACAUCAGCAGUUUUCUUAAAUACAGAUCUGUCGAUGUGUGUUAGUUAUUUUCUGGUGUUGUGUCACGAUACAAAAAGGACCUGUGAACGAUGAAAAUAACAGUCAUAAAUCCCUGAAACUUGUCUGCCAGGUUUGAGAGGAUCCCUAUCAAGACUGCAGCUAGAAUAUGUGGACAUUGUUUUUGCCAACAGAAAUGAUGUCAACAGUCCCAUGGAAGGUCAGUCGUGUUGAUUAAUUUUUCAUUCAUUUCUUAAAGGUGGGGUAGGCAGGAUCUGAGGAAGGGACAGUUUUUGGGGAGAAAUCUUGAAUGUAAACACUACCCCUCCCAACGAGUUUUCCCCUCAGCUCCUCCUCUCCCCUCCCUCUCUGUUCCAGCAAGCCCCGCCCACAAACAGACGCUCCUGCUCGCUCGCUCGCUCGUAUCGUUCUAAUUAAAUUCAGAUAUAAUGCUGAUAAAUACUUCAGAUAAUUACAAAUGUGGCCCAGUCAACGUGAAAGUAAACAGCAUUGGUGCUACCAUAGAUGCCAACAGACUACCAGCAAACACAAUGUUUGCAGGACUUCUAAAACUAGGAUAAAGUGACAUAGUCCAGGACCAGAGGUAAACAGUUUAGCAGCGCUACAACACGCAGCAGGUCCCAUUUGACAAGAAACCCCUCUGUUACACUUGGCUUACUUUGUUAAAGCGGUUUACUUCCCCAGCAGAAAGGUUACAGGGUCCGCAAGAUCCCAAAGCGUCCCCCAUCGUUUAUGUUGACCCGAAUUUUUUAGCUCUUGUCUGGUCUACCUCCUUUUUAAGUGCCCGUUAUUCCGCCAGAGUCUCCGGUAUUUACUUUGUGGCCAAAGCAGGAUUCAGACAAUUUUCUGUACUUUCUGGUUGGUUUCUACUGUCCUAUAUUGUAGCACACUAACUUUGUUUGGGCUCCUGAACGACACGGAGAGCAGCGUCUGCCUCACAACCAAUCAGGUUGGGGGAGGUGGAGAAUGGCUUUGUUUACAGUCAGAAAGAGCGGAGCGCUCUGAAUUUUUAAAAUGUUGACUACACAGACAUAAGGAAACACAGCGAUAUCGUUAUAUUACUUUUUUGUAUAUACACCACAAAAAAAGAUGCUUCUUUAAAGGAUUCCUGCCUACCCUACCUUUAAGGUCCUUAUGGAAAUAUCAUUGGGAAGUCAAAGUGCUUUAGCAGAUAUUUCCUUUUAAACCUAUUUUUCUUGUUUAAUUCUGUGUUAAAAAGCUGAUCAAUUCUAACAAAUAUGAUGUAUUGUGAUAUGCAGAGAUUGUGCGAGCCAUGACGUUCGUAAUAAACCAGGGUAUGGCCAUGUACUGGGGAACUUCACGCUGGAGUGCCAUGGAAAUCAUGGUGACUGCUGAUCUCACGUUCAGAAAAUAUCACUGUUACUAAUGCAGUGAUGCCAGCUUAUGGCUUCAAAUGCUGUUCUGUAACUAUGUGUUUCUUUGUUCGGCAUCAGGAGGCGUACUCAGUGGCACGCCAGUUCAACCUGAUCCCACCUGUGUGUGAGCAGGCAGAGUAUCACUAUUUCCAGAGGGAUAAAGUGGAGGUGCAGCUUCCCGAGCUCUACCACAAGAUCGGUCAGACAUCUUCGGUCUCAGAGCUCUAAUUAGCUCCAGAUUUUUAAUUGAGGAUCCAUUUGGUUUCAUUCAACUGUCUCCUUUUAUUAUACUCCUUCAGGCGUAGGAGCAAUGACCUGGUCUCCUCUUGCCUGUGGAUUAAUCACAGGGAAGUACAGCGAUGGUGUACCAGAGUGCUCUAGAGCAGCAAUGAAGGUCAGUUUGAAUUUACAGGCCCUCCUCUGGGAUUUUUCUGCUGAAAAUCAGCCUCAGUGUAAUUCCCCCCCUGAUCAGUGGGGUACUGCAGUGUGAAAUCAGUCCUGUAUCAAUGCAUUUCUUCAUUCUCCUCCUGAUUAAGGGAUACCAAUGGUUGAAAGAGAGGGUGAACAGCGAGGAGGGCCGCAGGCAGCUGGCUAAAAUCAAGGAGCUCCAUCUACUGGCAGACAGACUUGGCUGCACUGCUGCACAGUUAGCCAUAGGUACAGUCCAGACUAAUGUCAUUAUCCAUGAACAUAUACUGAUUAUUCCUUGUGGAUGUAAUUGAUAUGUGAACAGAGGUCUAGAUAGUAGACUAACUCACAUUUGUAAUGUUUUUACUGUACUAUCAAAAUAUAGCACUUUCAAAGAGGGGGAAAGAAAUUAAGAGACUAUUCUUGAAUAGACUAUUCUAAACUUGAAAAAACUUGUUUUUAAUCUGAUAUUUUCCUGUUCAAAUGCUUAAGGCAUGAUAUUUAUUGUUAAAAAAAAGAAAAAGAAAAGAAAUAUAAAUUGCAUGUGUGAAAUUGACAGAAAGAUGGAAGGGGCCUAUUUUUUUUAUUUUAUUUUAUUUUAUGUUGUUGUGUUUUUUUUUAAUAACCAUAGGAGUGCCUUUGUUUAAACCAGUGGUUCUCAAUCCAGUCCUUGAGCCCCCCCUGUCCUGUAUGUUUUGGAUGUUUCCCUGCUCCAACACACCUGAUUCAAAUCAUCAGCUCGUUACCAAGCUCUGUACUGGCUUAAUAACGAGCUAAUCAUUUGAAUCAGGUGUGUUGUAAAUCAUUUGAAUCAGGUGUGUUGGAGCAGGGAAGCAUCCAAAACAUGCAGGACAGGGGGGCCUCGAGGACUGGAUUGAGAACCACUGGUUUAACCCCUCUGUUGAAUUUUUGGGCACCUCCAAAAAGGGAAUUAUAAUCAUACUUUUAAAAAAACAUCUGAGCUCCUUUGACUCUUUUUUUUCUCUGCAAAACUAUUGAUGUAUGAAGCCUCUCUGAUUUAAUUUAGAUGCUCUAGUUAGAGCAGCUUUAACUGAGCAAUUUCAUACAUACUUGAUGUUUUACACACAUUUUUCUUCACCUCUUCUUUCUUGCUCAGAUUGUUCAACUUGCAUUCCUUUACAUCGUAUAUGAGGCACAUUGAUUAGUGGUGAUAGUUGACAAUUGCAUGUGAUGUGAUUCCUCAAAAAAUGUCUUUGGUUAUCAUUUGUAUGUAGUCUGAGUCUGUGUUUGACUAUUUUUCCUCUCUUUUCUUGCAGCCUGGUGUCUGCGCAGUGAGGGAGUCAGCUCAGUACUUCUGGGGGUUUCCAAUACAGAUCAGCUCCUUGAGAACCUGGGCGCCCUCCGGGUAGAUUACUUUCCUCUUAUAUAGCUAAUUUCCCAUGAUAUACUGUAGCUCUCUGACAAUGAAUAGAGACAUCAUUUAACGCGCACCACUAAUAAUACAUCACAUCUUAACCGAUUACCCUUCUCACUGUUUUCUCACAGAUUUUAUCUCAAAUGACCCCUCAAACUGUUACUGAGAUUGAUGCCCUGCUGGGAAAUAAACCACACUCCAAGAAAGAACUGCGCGCCUAAAGAUGCAAAUCUGAGUGACAGAUGAUGUUUCGAGAUGACGAGGAAGACAAUGACAUUGGGAAACAUCGCUUUUUGCUCUGCUGUAUACUCAACAACUUGCAUGUCCUCAGCAACAUUAUGCUUCCAGUAUGUGCGCAGAUCCAUUUUGCGCAGUACAUUGUAUCAUGUAUGAAAAAAAAAACAACAAUCUCUCAAUUGUGUGAAGAAAAAAAAAAUAGGUCAUAUAUCGCUCACUGCCGAUAGUUCACAGACUAAUUAUUUCUGCAGAGGUGGUUAGAGCGACAGGAAUCUGACCAUGAGAGACUGACAGAUAUUCUGUUUUAACACAGAUUUGACUUGAAUUAAUCCAAUAUUACUGCGUGAAAAAAAAAGAAACCCCACCUCAAAAUACAACUUUACUGUGUGAACGGUGCUUUUGUAGGACAUGUGAGUCUUCUCCCCUCGCCGCUGCCUGUUAUUCUGUAUGAUGUUUAGUACCCAGCAGCCAGAGAGCCAAAGGUUAGCACUCAUGUGUCUAGCCUAACAUUUCCCAUAGUGUGCAUGUGACUGGUCUGCCACGCUCACUGCUUUACAGGGUUGGGAACAAUGAAUUACUUGUGGAGUUGUAAAAGUGUUCUGACUUAAUCUGAAAAAGAAGAAAAGAUCACAUGCUUUUGAAGAACACACACAUAUUUUUACAAGAGCUGAAAUAAUGGUUGUUUCAGCAAAUAAAAAUAUAAUCUACUUGAGGAAGAAUAGUUCAUAUUGCGUAAGUAAGUGAAAGAAUUGGCUUUUCACUGAGAGUGUGCUGUUUCAUCGUAUAUUGGCAAUCAGUAGCGGGUAAGAUUUCGAGAGUAACUUUCCCAACCCUGCUGCUUUCUCAGCAGUCUUUUCGCCUCCUUUGUUUGUAAACUGUGCGCAUGUCCCUUUAAGAGAGAAAAGCCCGAACAGGGUGUAAAUGUGGCAUGGCUUUUAUGGCUUAUGUAGAUUUGCAGUGCCCUUGUAAGCCAUUUUUUUUACUCUGGCAGUUUAAUUCAGGACCCGUGCUGGUGGGCACCUUUGCUUUAAAGACUCUGCAAGUCUGAAGACACGGCUGUGUGUCCGUCUGACGUACUAUAAUCUUUGUAUUGUCCUAACUAAACUGUAACAAAAGAUGUUCGUAGAAUGAUCUUCAAAGAUGUCGAUCUCAUGAAGAGCAUCAAUGUUCCUAAAUCAGAAGCUUGAGGCACUGGGACUGUGUGGAAAAGACACUGAGCAUCUGACACAAAGAUUUGGACACUGUGGUGAACUAGUAGUUUUAAAUGAUAGGACAUCAACAAUUUAGUCUGAGUUUAUCUAAUGUGAUAUUACUCUUGCCACAGGUCACUUGGGGUAAGAUUUAGCAAAUGUAACAUUUUUUUUGUGGAAGCCUAAAAAUACAGCUUCUCUGCUCAUUUCUCUGGGACUUUCUCUCUCUGUAUCAUUUCUUCUUGUGGUUCUUGCACACAUGCACAUCUGGUUUUAUACGGUGCAUUUUAUGUCUUUUCCCUUUAGUUUUGUAUUGAUUUUAAUACUUUGUAAUGUUAAGGAGAGGAUUUGUUGCCCUGUGGUUUCCCAUAAAAAUAGCACUGAUCUCUAGAGAGGGGCGUAUUUUGAUACAUGAAGUAAAUAUGCUUGAAAAGAGUUACAUAUUAUGAAUUAUGGAUGAAAUCUUUAUGCAGCAGCUGAGAUGUUGCUCCACUAUGUGACUCUGUGAUAAUGCAGUUUGACUGAGUGUAGCUUCUGGUGUACAGAGAAAUUCAAUCAAACCUGGAAAGUGUAACUCUGCCUGCUUAACUUAUAUUUUACUGUCUUGCCACAAAAAAAAAAAGAAACCAAGAGCAAAAGAGACUCCAAACACUGAAUGUAUCAUGUCUGUGGCUCAAACUUAAGGUAUUUAACUUAAAGGAACAGAGCAGAUAACAUGGUUUAAAGGUGGUUUCUUCUUGUGUACAUUAAGAGCCGUCAUGCAAACAUUUCCAUACAGGUUCAGACUAAAAGUUAGCUUAAGAAUUUCAUACGCAAAUACUAGUCUGAGUCAGAAAAAGGUCUGUAUUCACUGUCCAAACAUAACCUGAACAUAACCUUAACAUAUAGGCUUACUUUGGAAGGUAUCAUGAAGGCUAGAGUUUACUCAUUUCCCAUAUAAGCUAACCUUUUAUGAUGUGUUAGCUUAUAUUCCCUGUUAAGGUUUAAAGGUCAAAAUUAAAGAUUAAAAUAAAGUAUUUUUCCAUGUAUAUCCACAGAGAUACCAUUAUAUAAGCUGCAUAUAAACAACAACAACUGUUACAUGUAAUGGUUGACCAAUGUCAGUUUUCAAAUACUAAUGAUCAGUAGGCGAGUUAAUGAAUUUCUAGAACUGCUCUGCAUGGACAGUAAAAAUUAGCAACUUUAUGUCUACAUCUGGAAUUAGUUAUAUUACAAACUCCGACUUAAAACUUUUUUUUAAACGUCUUGAGCAAAUGUUUCAUCAAAACUCAAACUAAAAUCAUAUACAGGAGUUUACACUUACCAGUCACACUCACAGCACAGGUACGUUACACAGUCCUGUGACAUUUAGCCAAUUAGAUUUGGUGGGUGGGACAUGAGGUGAGACAGACAGUGAAAACAGACCUUGAGGAAAAAAGUCACUAACUGUGGGGCCAAAGCAGCACACUUUUUUACAAAUCUAUUUGUCAACCAUCUAUUUCAUAAAGCUCUAUUGAUAUAGAUAAUCGGCCAAAUGCAAAUUACUGACCCUAAAAAUCAUGCAAAGCUGAUAAUGGGUCCCUCAUCACAUGGCUAAUUUUCAAGGCAACCUCCAGUCUCAUGAGAUGAAGCCUGCCUAGAAGUGCUAAUGACUACAGUUCUCUGAGUGCCCGCUUAAGGCUGGCUUCAAAAACCACAAACACACCCAUUAAAAACAUAAUAAAGCAAAAAUAUGUUGAUUGAAAGUUACGUUUGGCAACUCCGACAUGGCAGCUGCCUUUGAAAGGCUACAAAACUGCUACAGAAAGCAUUAAGUGACAACACUGAAUGACACUGACGUCCAUGUUUUAUACAUCUAUGCUGGUAACUCAUAAUGUCUUGGGCUCUAAUCUCCUGCGUUCUUUCAUAUCAUUGUGCUCCAAUGAUGGUUUAAGGGUUUUUAUGUAGAUUACACCAAACAACAUGCUGGUCACGCUCACUUUAUGACGUACUUGCUAACACCGUCAAAUAACUGUAACUCCAGAAGUUCACAACUUAAGAGUUUUAAUUUAAUAUUUUAAGUGGAUUUAAAGCAAAACAGCAGGAGCACGUCAAGCUAUGAGCCUUGUAGUGGUGGAGCAGUCCCUGAAAAACCAGCUGUGAAGCAUAUAAACCAGGAGAUAACACCCACACUGCAACGCAUACUUUAAAAGCUUAUCAAACGCUGAAUCCACCUUGAACUCUGAACACAUUCGGCUGCUCCAUUUCAGCACACACAGAGGCUUUUAAUGUGCACUUGUAUCACUGCAGCAAUAACAGACUUGCCUUCUGGUGUCUUGGACUUAAAAGGUUUUCUUGCAAUUAUAUAAAAUGGCUGUAGAAGGUGCAGAGCAGAAAGAUAGUGUAAUGAUAUGUCUGUAGUCUACACGGGUAAAUUGAGACUUGCCCUUUUUCCAACCAUAUUAUGCACAUCACAGCUUGAUGAUCUGCUGAUUUUAUAUAUUACUCUGGCAGAGCAGCUUUUGAAAUGUCACAUUAAGAACUACUUAUAAUUUUGUAGACUUGGAUCAAGCAUCUUUUUUUUUCUGAGAUAAAUUCUUGCAAAAGAAAAAUAGUUAACAGAACUUAACUUUUUACUUUUCCUGCAAAUUGUUAAUAAUGGCAUUGAUGACAAACAGCCUUGUUUUGCAGGUGCACCUGACAAAGAUAUAUGGAGGCAGAGGCAGUUAAUGUUUGAAAAAUGGCAUUAGUUAAAAUGUAAACAAAAUCAUGAUUGCAUACUUCAAUAAGAAGCAUAAAAAAUUGCUUAGGUUGCAUUUAAACACUUAAUAUGAAGGUGUAAUUUAAGAUUGGAAAGAAUUGACUUGAUUGUGGAUUUUCUGUAUACAAGCAUUAAAGUCAUACAACCACACACCCAUAAGAGAAGAAAGAACUAAACCUAAUGGACCUUGUUUUUGUCUUCCCAAAUGUCUCACACUGGAGGCACCAAGGUUACUCAAAUGGAUGGUACAAGAACAGUGAUGUGGUCCAGCAUUGUGUGUGUGUGCUGUUAAAGGAGCAGAGCCUCCUGGGACACCACACACACUUAGCACAAGCAGAAAACAUCUGUGACGCCCACACUGUUAGCAGUUCUGCCCAAAUGUCAUCAGAGUGAUAGCUGGAACAUAUGUGUGUUUCACAGCAAAACACCCUGCAAUAAAAAUGAUCAUAUGUGCUAGAAA
Messenger RNA from Xyrichtys novacula (pearly razorfish), 32762 nucleotides. Lineage: Eukaryota; Metazoa; Chordata; Actinopteri; Labriformes; Labridae. The record is from the annotation of a GenBank genome assembly.